This is a messenger RNA of Phragmites australis (common reed), 674 nucleotides long. RefSeq lists its product as uncharacterized. The transcript has a single exon. Lineage: Eukaryota; Viridiplantae; Streptophyta; Magnoliopsida; Poales; Poaceae. The record is from RefSeq and is a predicted model, not a curated record. Bases 83 to 478 code for a protein of 131 amino acids.
CCCCACCACCAAAUCUGCGCUCAGUUCCAAAUCUCCCUCCAACUCCUCGCCCCGCUCUCACUCCCGAUCCGCCCGCCCGUCCAUGGACCGCCCCCUCCGCUCCCCGGCGCGCCGCUCCGCCGCCCCGCGCGCCGAAGAGCGCCUGCGCAGCAGCCCGCACCGCUUCCUCCGCCCGGGCGCGCUCGCCCGGCUCCGCGACUCCAAGGUCCUCGCCCGCUCCCUCCGCUCCGCCGCCGCGUCGCGUAUGCUCCCGCCGUCCUCCUCGCCUGCUCGGCCCCCGCCCCCCGCCUUCGUGGCCGGAGACGGUGGCAGCGGCGUGCCGUGCUUCCUUGGGGCGGCAAGGGGGAUGCGGUACCCGCUCCGGAAGAAGCUGGCCGCGGCCAGGAGUGUGGUGUUCCUGCCGCCGCAGACGGACACCGCAGAGUUGUUCGUCGAUUCGUUCGCGUCGGCGCCGUCGGACCUGGUCGCCGCGCACUGAGUCACUGACUAAUUGCUCGGUGCUCGUCUGUUAUUUAGGCUCUAGAUAUAAUGUGCAGAUGGAUUCGGUCCCGUUUCUAGCUUUUGGAGAUGUAAUCUUAUAUUGUUGAUGUCAGCGUAGAAUUGUAGAUCGUUGCAUCUAUGGUUUGCAUGUUGAGUUCAUUUUAGAAUUGUAGAUCGUUGCAUCUAUGGUUUGC